Molecule: messenger RNA, 1473 nt
Organism: Marasmius oreades (fairy-ring Marasmius)
Lineage: Eukaryota; Fungi; Basidiomycota; Agaricomycetes; Agaricales; Marasmiaceae
Exons: 9
Coding region: 1-1473 (490 amino acids)
Biological process (GO): ceramide biosynthetic process
Cellular component (GO): membrane
Molecular function (GO): sphingosine N-acyltransferase activity
Source: RefSeq, a predicted model, not a curated record
AUGGAUCAAGAAUUCACCCAAUUCCUGGUCAAGUUCACUUCUACCACGACACUCACGAAACAGCUCAUGUCAAAGGCAAAGUCUAGACGAAAUGUUUCUGACAUUGAUACCGGGAUUGAAGAUGAUCCUUCACACCAUUUAACGGGGCCUUUCCUCCCACAAACUCCACUUGGAACCCCUCCACCGACACGAACCGCCUCACCAGUGUACCGAAAAACCCCGGCUCUCUCGCCAGUGUCUCCCUGGAUUCGUUGGGCAAUAGAUCCUUGGUCUGCCCUUCAGAUCCUCAUCGUUCCAGUUGUCGCCUAUCUCAACUGGGAACUGCUCACACCCAUCGUCAACAAAACUUUACCACCUGCCCUUGAACCAUAUCUAACCCUGGCCAAUUACUCUGCCCCGCAUCAAAUAUCCAACCCUUUUGCUCCUUUUUUCCUUCUCACCAACCCGGUUCCGUCCUCGCCUCCAAAUGACCCUCGCUAUGCCAAAGGUUGGGGAGACCUUUUGUUCAUAGCCUACCACAUCGUGUUACUUUCUCUUGUGAGACAAGUGGUGACCCUCAACUUAUGUCGUCCUCUUGCAAGAUAUUUCGGAAUCAAGAAAGAAGUCAAGUUGGAUAGAUUCGGAGAGCAGGGUUAUGCUGUCGUGUAUUUUGCUUUUAUGGGCGCCUGGGGAUAUGUGUGUUCUCUCCCUACUCGUCUCGACUUAUCCAUAAUUCCUCUUCGUUCAGAGAAUUAUGUCGCAACUCCCUACAUAUUGGUAUCGGACCGAAUACUUUUGGAUAGGAAAGUCAUUGCGACUGAGAUAUGCUAUUGGGAUUCCUUACUCAACUCGCCCACAGAUCAUCCUCACUGGGACAUGAAACCGGAGCUCAAGCGUUACUAUCUCACUCAGAUGUCUUAUUGGGCUCAACAACUACUAGUACUCGUCUUGGGGCUCGAAAAACCUCGUAAAGACUUUCGUGAGCUCGUUGCUCACCACCUUGUUACCAUUUGGCUCGUAGGUUGGAGCUACUUAGUCAAUCUCACACUCAUUGGGAACGCUGUAUACAUGAGUAUGGAUAUACCAGAUGCUUUCUUGGCCUCCUCGAAAGUCUUGAAUUAUAUACAGUGGACCAACGCGAAAGUAGUAACGUUCGCGAUAUUUGUGGUCGUGUGGACAUACUUCCGACAUCUUUUGAACUUUAAAAUACUUUGGUCAGUGUGGUAUGAAUAUGACCUGGUUCCCGAGACCUCGAGACAGUGGGUGUGGAAACAAGGCACAUACCUGAACUGGUGGAUGAGAUACCAAGUUUUCCUGCCCUUACUACUCCUUCAACUCCUAAAUUUAUUCUGGUACUACCUCAUAUUGCGGAUUUUAGUUCGAGCUAUCGCGGCCCCAACAAAAGUCGAUGAUGAGCGAUCUGAGGACGAAGGUGAUGGUGACGAUGAAGAACCUGAGACAAGACCGAAACUCUCAAGCGGAAAAGAGCAAUGA